This is a messenger RNA of Vanessa atalanta (red admiral), 1095 nucleotides long. RefSeq names its product glucosamine-6-phosphate isomerase (gene Oscillin). NCBI's taxonomy places the organism in Eukaryota, Metazoa, Arthropoda, Insecta, Lepidoptera, Nymphalidae. The transcript has 5 exons. The record is from RefSeq and is a predicted model, not a curated record. Gene Ontology annotation, cellular component: cytoplasm. Gene Ontology annotation, biological process: carbohydrate metabolic process; N-acetylglucosamine catabolic process; N-acetylneuraminate catabolic process. Gene Ontology annotation, molecular function: glucosamine-6-phosphate deaminase activity; identical protein binding. The coding region runs from base 16 to 852 and encodes 278 amino acids.
AGCAGGGCAGCAGACAUGCGUCUCAUAAUCCUGGAGGACGCGUCGGUGGUGGCGGACUGGGCGGCGCGCUUCGUGCUGCAGCGCAUCACGGAGUUCGCACCGGGCCCGGGCCGCCGCUUCGUGCUGGGCCUGCCCACCGGCGGCACACCGCUCGGCAUGUACCGCCGCCUCAUCGACUUCUACAAGGAGGGCCGCGUCUCCUUCAAAUACGUCACCACGUUCAACAUGGACGAGUAUGUCGGCCUUCCGCGCGACCACCCAGAGUCGUACCACUAUUACAUGUGGAACGAGUUCUUCAAGCACAUCGACAUCGACCCGGCGCACGCGCACGUGCUGGACGGCAACGCGCCCAACCUGGUCGCCGAGUGCAAGCGCUUCGAGGACCUCAUCGCGGAGGCCGGCGGAGUGCGUCUCUUCAUCGGAGGUAUCGGCCCCGACGGCCACAUCGCGUUCAACGAGCCGGGCUCGUCGCUGGUGUCGCGCACCCGCGUCAAGACGCUGGCCUACGACACCCUGGAGGCCAACAAGCGCUUCUUCGGCAACGACAUCUCCAAGGUUCCGCGCCAGGCGCUCACCGUCGGCGUCGGCACCGUAAUGGACGCCAAGGAGGUGAUGAUCCUGAUAACGGGCGUGCACAAGGCGCUGGCGCUGGCCAAGGCGGUGGAGGAGGGCGUGAACCACAUGUGGACCGUGUCCGCCUUCCAGCAGCACGCGCAGGCGCUGUUCGUGUGCGACGAGGACGCCACGCUCGAGCUGCGCGUCAAGACCGUCAAGUACUUCAAGGCGCUGAGCGGCGAGCACCAGAAGAUGAUCGCGAGCGUGCCCGUGCUGCAGCAGCACGUGCUGCACUGAGCACCGAGCACUGAGCACUGAGCACCCAGCUCUGCGCACUGAGCCGAGCCCUGCCCCGAGCAUGUGGUCCGUAGUACACGAGCUGUCCUCUCUGUUGCGCAGAGUCUGAUGGGCGAGCACAACAAGCUGAUCGCCGACGCGCGAUGAUGACUCACAUUCCAGUGCGGAUGCAUCCUCACAUUAUAAUAUAAAAGAUUACUACUUAGCUUUACGUUGGGCUUUCGCUUUAUUUGAACAAGCGUA